Molecule: messenger RNA, 1169 nt
Organism: Diachasmimorpha longicaudata
Lineage: Eukaryota; Metazoa; Arthropoda; Insecta; Hymenoptera; Braconidae
Product: fibroin heavy chain-like
Exons: 5
Coding region: 87-1052 (321 amino acids)
Source: RefSeq, a predicted model, not a curated record
GAAGGUACGGUUCAAACAUCAUCGUGCUCCCUCAACCAGCCGUGACAAGUCGUUGAUUGUUCUGGUCCAAGAAGAGUUAGCAAACAAUGUUCCGACAAAUUGCUAUUGUUCUGAUGAGUGUGGCUGUUGCUAUUGCAGCACCAUCCGGUCUUUGGGGAGGUGUGGCACUUGGUGGGCCUGUUUUGGGACCAUCUGGUAUUGCUGGACCUGUCAUCGGACCUCAUGCACUGUCUGGACCAGCUGCUGGACCCGCUAGAAUCUCGGGGGCUGUUGAUGGAGGGGCUGUUGUCACUGGAUCUGUUGCUGGACCUUCUGUUGUUUCCGGAAGUGUUGUUGGUGGCACUGCUGUCUCUGAACCAGGAUAUGGAUGGGGUGGUCUCGGUGCUGGAUGGGCUGGAGCCGCUGGAUGGGCUGGACAUGGUGUCGCCCUCGCUGGACCCUACGCUGGCCCCGCUGCCAUCGCUGGCCCCGCAGCUCUUCCGGCUGUCGUUCGUGGACCAGCAGGAAGCAUUGUCGCUGGUGGCCCUGCCUGGGGAGGCCACUGGUCACUAAAUAAACAAGCAGUCGCAACUGAUCAGAAGAUGAAAUUCUUGAUUGUUGUCGCCAUUGUUGCUGGGGCUGGUAAUGCAGCGCCAAGUGGAUGGUUGGGUCACGGAUGGGCGUUAGGUGGGCCCCAUGCAGGCCCAUCAUCGCUGGCCGGCCCCCACGCAGGUCCUGUUGCCCUUGCUGGGCCCGCAUCGGGCCCUGCCCUUAUUUCUGGCGCCGUUGCUGGACCCGCCCUUAUUACUGGGGCCGUAGCUGGGCCUGCUGCUGUUAUUGGUUCUUCCGCCGGACCCACCCAUAUCACCGGUUCCGCAUGGGAUGCUGGGUACGGAUGGGGUGGUCACGGCGCAUGGGCCCAUGACGGUUGGGCUCACCCUUCAGCUCACUGGGCUGGCCCAGUAGUGGUGGCUGGUCCCGAUGGUUCUUCAAUCUCCGCUCAAGGUGCCGGACUCGGCGCCGUCGUCGCUGGGCCUCACGCCGGACAUUGGGGUCAUUCAAGCCAUUGGUAACGGACCACUGUCAAUGCACGAACCCCAAUAGGUCCCUUCCAAUAAAUUUCCUAUGAAGGAUGUGUUGAAUUGUAAAAACUGAUGGGUUGAAUUUAGAUAAAUAAAUAAUUCCUCGAA